Messenger RNA from Boeremia exigua, 1627 nucleotides. RefSeq names its product major facilitator superfamily domain-containing protein. NCBI's taxonomy places the organism in Eukaryota, Fungi, Ascomycota, Dothideomycetes, Pleosporales, Didymellaceae. Gene Ontology annotation, molecular function: transmembrane transporter activity. The transcript is spliced from 5 exons. The record is from RefSeq and is a predicted model, not a curated record. Bases 80 to 1558 code for a protein of 492 amino acids. Gene Ontology annotation, biological process: transmembrane transport.
GGAACACGGCAGUACUUGAAGUGGAGGACCCGCACAUUUAUGCAGAUUCCUAUCGUCUACCAGAACGUGAAUUGGCAAUAUGGGGUUCUUCAAGAAACCAACCCUGCGCACUCGCGAUGACCAGCGCACAAGUGCUUCGGAGCUUACUCUGCGAGCCUCGAUCUUGCCGCUUUGUUUAGUCACCAUCCUUUUCUUCCUCUGGGGAUUUUCAUACGGUCUCAUUGAUACCCUGAACAAGCACUUCCAAGUUGAACUCGGCAUCACGCGCGCCCGCUCUUCCGGACUGCAGGCAGCUUACUUUGGAGCUUACCCGCUUGCUUCACUCGGCCACGCCAAUUGGCUGCUCAGGCACUGGGGCUACAAGGCAGUUUUCAUCUGGGGCCUAUUCCUGUUUGGCACGGGCGCGCUUCUGACCUGGCCAUGCCUUGUGUACCGUUCGUUCGGCGGCUUCUGUGCAGCCACCUUUGUGAUUGGAAACGGGCUGGGCUCCCUUGAGACGGCGGCAAACCCAUACCUGGCUGUGUGCGGGCCUCCCAAGUACUCGGAGCUUCGUAUCAACCUUGCGCAGGCUUUCAACGGUAUCGGGAGUGUGGUUGCGCCUGUGCUCGGUUCCUACGUCUUCUUUAGGGAUGUGGGUGAAGGCUCUGAGGCGCUGAGGAAUGUGCAGUGGGUGUAUCUUGCGAUCGCGUGCUUCGUGUACAUUCUCGCAGUGGUGUUCUACUUUGCUACCAUCCCCGAAAUUACAGACGCCGAUAUGGCGUUCCAAGCAGAGGUUGCGAACGCAGGCACCGACGUCAAGCCUUUCAAGAAGCAAUACCGUCUCUUCCACGCCACUUUCGCUCAGUUCUGCUACACUGGAGCGCAAGUGGGCAUUGCGGGAGCCUUCAUCAACUAUGUUACUGAAUCGCGAGUUGGUAGCUACGUCAAUGGGGUGCCGCAGGCUACGAGUAACGCGGACGCUGCACGCUUCUUAGCUGGCGCUCAAGGCACCUUCACACUCGGUCGCUUUGUUGGUUCAGCAAUCAUGAAGUUUGUAAAGCCUCGUUGGACAUUUCUCGUCUUCAUGACUUGUUGCAUUAUCUUCCUGAUUCCUGCCAUAACCGAGCGCGGCAACACUGGAAUGAGCAUGCUGUUCAUCGUCUUGUUCUUCGAAUCCAUCAUCUUCCCUACCAUCGUGGCUCUGGGUAUGCGAGGACUCGGCAAGUAUUCGAAGCGCGGUUCCGGCUUUAUCGUAGCUGGUGUGUCAGGCGGAGCAGUGGUGCCCCCACUCCUGUUUGUGGCAGCGGACUCCCGAGGUUCAGUGGACAUUGCAACUGGCUAUUCGCCAACUGCAUUCGCGAUGGUUGUACCGUUGGUGUUUUUCAUCGCUGCCUGGUCGUACCCGAUCUGUGUCAAUUUUGUGCCGGCUUACCGGAACAUCGCGGACAGCUUUCAUGAGACCAAGGUCGGCAUUGAAGAUGUUGGGGCCAGCGAUCCGGAGAAGCAGAAUGGGUAUGGCUCAAAGGAUAGAUCUCCGCUGCAGACCGAGGCCGUGCAUGACGACGAGAAGAGGGUCUAAGGAGAUGACGACGCCGCGUGGCCCAGGAAUACGAGAUGGAGGAGUAUUGUACCUAGACACAUCUGGUAC